This is a messenger RNA of Pomacea canaliculata, 7652 nucleotides long. Its product is annotated as angiotensin-converting enzyme-like. Gene Ontology annotation, biological process: proteolysis. The record is from RefSeq and is a predicted model, not a curated record. Gene Ontology annotation, cellular component: plasma membrane. The transcript has 50 exons. NCBI's taxonomy places the organism in Eukaryota, Metazoa, Mollusca, Gastropoda, Architaenioglossa, Ampullariidae. The coding region runs from base 466 to 7593 and encodes 2375 amino acids. Gene Ontology annotation, molecular function: metallopeptidase activity; peptidyl-dipeptidase activity.
CAAAAAGGCCGGUCGUCAGUUUGUUCAGACAGCUAUCCGCCCUCGGAUGUGUUACCCUCCUUCCAGAUAUUUGCAUAAUUUAGACGUGGAGUCGGUGGCAUGCACUUCUUACACCCUCCUCCCACCACACCAGCAUCCCCUCCUCCCAUCCUUCUCCGCCGGAUUCUUACAUUAGAGAGGCCCUAGCUUUAUGACAGACGGGUGGUCGGUUGACGUCGGUAAACUGUAAGCACUCGUCUCGCACCGCUCGUACCAAACGGGGCCCAAGAAGACACCCGUGUCGGACACAGGGUGGGCAGCUGCUCCAAACAAACACUUUCAGUAACAACAUCUCGGAAGAGAAAGGAAAGAGAAGGUUUGAAGGUGGAAACAACCAUCUCCGGCGCAACAGGUGAGCCAGCAUCCAGCAGCUUGCAUCUCGCAGGACGGAAACCGCUGGCGCGGCACGACUGCAGCAACAUCAUCAUGGCCAUGCCACCCCGUCUCCUCCUCGUCGCACUGCUGGCGUGCUGGGGGGCUGAUGUGGUGGCACCCGAGUCAGAGGCCGUUACAUGGUUAAAUAAUGUCACUGCUGAGGCCACGGUGCUAACCCAAGACUUGAGGAGGCUGCAAUGGGAUUUUUAUCGCAACGCUAGCGGCGGAGUCCAAGAACGGUUGAACUCCACUGUCUGGUCGUUGUCGACUUUGCUGACGAAUUCGACGCAACAUCUACAGCCAUCAACGAACGACACAACACUCAACAGAGAACUUCAGCUGCUGGAGGUCAUUUCAAAACAAAAUGUACCACAGAGAUUGCUGCUGGAACUGCAGAUGCUGGGGGAGGUGACAGCUGCAACCCGACAUAUUCCGGGUAUAACAGACGCUGACGUCAGGAGCUCCCAGAAACUUCUGGCUUCCUGGCAAGCGGUGCGCGAGGCCGUCAGCACCAGUCACGUCAGCCAGACUUACCAGGAGUAUGUCAAAGCUUCCGACUUCAGCAGCGACGACCUCAAGCAGCCCUCGCGCCUCAAUGUGACGUCAGAGGCGUCAGCACUGUAUCGCCGCCUUCACGCUUACGUCAGACGGGAGCUGAAGCGUAUCUACGGUCCUCACCGGUUGCCCGUUACAGGCCACCUGCCUGCGCACUUCGUGGAUGGAGCUGAUGGAGUUACCUGGGAAAGGUAUUAUCAUCUGCUGCGACCUUUUAAAGAUGAAGACGAGAACCUGAUGCUGGACAAGAUUUCGACAGUGGAGGAUCUGUUUAGAAGUGAAGACUUCUACACGUCUCUGGGGUUUCCCCGUCUCCCAGACAGUUUCUGGAAGUCAUCCAUUUUGUCAAAAGCAUCUGAUAACACCAGCCUCAUCGUCUGCCAUCCUCCGUCAGCUUGGGAUCUUUACAACAACGACUUUAGGGUCAUCGCUUGCCUAGAGGAAAACAACCCAGACAUGCGCACUGCUGUGGAGGUGAUGGGUGAAGUAUACAUGCUUCAAAUCAAGAAUGGACUUCCGUACACACAAAGAACAUCACCAUUGGACACAGGUGUUACAGACGCCAUUAAGGGGGCUCUCUCGCUGGCGUUUUUAACACCUGCGCAUCUCGCAAGCCUUAGUAAGACUGCAUCAACACUCAGCCAGACAGAGGUUGAACUCAACUUCCUGCUGCACACUGCCCUGAGUCGUCUCCCUUCGGCAACGUGGCAGUACGUGGUCAACCAAUGGCGCACCGCAGUGUUUAGCGAGCAGUUACCUCCCGUCCACUGGGAGGAAUACUGGUGGAAACUGAGAUGUGAGCAUGAAGGCGUGUCACCUCCUGUCACCCUGCAAGACAAGGACAGCAGUGCCUUUACCUCCCCUUCACUGCUUUUGAACGCGCCCUGGAUCAGAGACGAAGAAUUGGUCCUGACUCAGUUUCAAGUGCUCCGCGCCUUGUGUCGAGCUGCUAACCACACCGGGCCUCUUGCAUCCUGCAACAUCCAGGGUUCUCGGGAAGUCGGUGAGCUCAUCAGAAAAGCUUUUCGGGAAGAUUCUACACUGACAGCCUCUGACCGGCUCCGAAAUUUGACCGGCAGUAGCACCGGUGACGUCAGCGCCCUCAUGGAUUUCUUUCGGCCUUUGAACGAGUGGUUGUCCAUCACCGUGGACCCCGAGGACACUAAGUGGCUGGCCGUCUGUCCAGAUCCAACCUCGGGAAAAGUUCAGAGUGAGGACGCCAUGCGAGACUUCCUGCGUCGUCACGAAGACGAGGUCCGGCCACUCAUCACGCACCAGAUGGAGCUGGAGUGGAUCUACAGCACCAACAUCACCGACUACAACCAAGAAAUGCAGGUCAACGGCAGCCUCGUGCUGUCCCAUUACGCCAAGCGGUACGGGCGAGAAGCGGCCAUGUUUGACAUCAAAAACAUCAAGAACGCCACUUUGUAUCGUCUGAUGUCUCCCAUCGCUGACAUCGGCACAUACGCGCUGAAAGACGAGGCAAAGCUCAAGAGAUUAAGCGAGGUGAUGGCCACCAUGCUGGAGAUCUACUCUAAGGCGAAGGUUUGCCUGACCCCAGACACCUGCCUGCCCUUAGACCCAGAUGUGUCCGACAUCAUGGCCAAGAACCGUUCCUAUGACGGGCUGGCACAUGUCUGGACUUCGUGGAGAGAUGCCACGGGGCGCAAAAUGAAGGACCUCUACGCCGAGUUCGUGCGGCUGGGCAACGAAGGUGUCCGGACACUCGGUCACACAGACAUGGGAGAAUACUGGCGAUCCUUAUACGCAGACGACAACUUUCAGUCUGAGUUAGAGACCUUGCUACAUCAGCUGCAGCCCUUGUAUCAGCAGCUGCACGCCUACGUACGGAAUCGACUUUUGAAAUUUUAUGGCGACAAGUAUUUUCCAGCCACCGGCCACAUUCCAGCACACCUGCUCGGUGACAUGUGGGCCCAGCAGUGGCACAACAUCCUUGACCUCCUCGUGCCGUUUCCAGAGAAAGAGAGCGUUGACGUCACGCGCGAAAUGGUUCGCCAGAACUACACAGCACUUCUAAUGUUCAAGACAGCGGAAGAAUUCUACACUUCCAUUGGUUUGCCUGCGUUACCACAGGAAUUCUGGAACAAUUCCAUGUUUGUGAGGCCACAUGAUGGCCGGGAGGUGGUGUGCCACGCGUCUGCCUGGGACUUUGUUAACGGCAAGGAUUUCAGAAUCAAGAUGUGCACGGAUGUCACGAUGGAGGACCUCAUCACCAUCCACCAUGAGAUGGGUCACAUCCAGUACUACCUGCUGUACAAAGACCAGCCCUUUGGCUUUCAGGAAGGAGCGAACCCAGGUUUCCACGAGGCUAUAGGUGAUGUCAUAGCAUUGUCUGUUGCGACCCCUAGUCAUCUUCACAAGAUUAGACUUCUCUCAUCGCCAGAAACGGACAACGAAACUGACAUCAACUUCCUGUUCAAGACCGCCCUAGAGAAAGUGGCUUUUCUACCAUUUGGAUAUUUGAUUGAUCAAUGGCGAUGGAGCGUCUUCUCAGGGGAAACUUCUCCCGACAGUUACAACAGCAAGUGGUGGGAACUCAGGUGCCAGUUUCAAGGGAUCUCGCCGCCUGUGAAUAGGUCUGCAGACGACUUCGACCCAGGAGCCAAGUUUCACGUGCCAAAUAAUAUGCCGUACAUAAGGUAUUUUGUCAGCUUCGUCCUGCAGUUCAUGUUCCACAAGCGGCUUUGCGAAGAGGCUGGACAUAAGGGGCCGCUACAUCGCUGCGACAUUUAUCAGUCCGCAGCAGCCGGCAACCUUUUCAAAAAUAUGCUUCAGAAGGGAAGCUCUCAACCAUGGCAAGACAUUCUAAGAGACUUCAACGACCAGACCAAGAUGAGUGCCACCGCCCUCCUGGAGUAUUUCCAGCCUCUGACAGAGUGGCUCGCCAUUCAGAACAAGGGACUACCUGUUGGCUGGACACCACAGUGUCCUCCGGGCACAACUGACAAGAUUCGGGACAUCGGCCUGGCAAGAGGCUGGAUUCACCACUACAACACAGAGGCAAAGGUUAAGGUCAGAGAGCUCAACGAGCUGGCCUGGAACUAUGAUACCAAUAUCACAGACGACAACCAGAAGAAACAAGAUGAGGGUCAGUUUCUAUUCGCCAACUGGCAACAAGCCAUGGCAGCCGAUGCUGAAAGUUUCGACUGGCAAAACUUUGGUGACGACUCCUUGGUACGUCAGUUCCGGUUUGCCAGCGACAUAGGUACCUCGGCCAUGAAGAACGCCACGAAACUGAAAAGGCUCAAUGAACUUCAAUCAUCUCUCGAAGGCAUAUACGGCAAGGCGAAGGUGUGUGACGAUAACAGCAACUGCCUCGAUCUGGAGCCCGGCCUGACGCGGCUGCUACGAGAGUCACGUGACUAUGACAAGUUGUUGUGGGCGUGGCAAGGAUGGCGUAACGCCACAGGGCCCAAGAUGAAGGACGGCUUUGUGGAGCUCGUGGAACUCAUGAACGAGGCCGUUAAGCCCCUGGGGUACGCGGACUCUGGUGCAUACUGGCGUUCAUCCUACGAGUCGGAAACGCUGGAAAAUGACGUCGAACAGCUGCUGACGCAGCUGGCUCCGCUGUACAAGCAGCUGCAUGCCUAUGUGCGCCGCAAGCUGAUGGAGAUUUAUGGCGAGGACAGGUUUCCGUACUCUGGUCACAUCCCAGCUCAUUUACUCGGGGACAUGUGGGCACAGGAGUGGGGCAGCCUGAACGAACUCUUCAGACCCUUCAAAGACAAGGGUAGGACAGACAUAACCCCAGAACUUCUCCGCCAGGGUUUUACAGUGGAAAGGAUGUUUACUUUGGCGGAAGAGUUUUUCGUGUCUCUCGGCCUGGAACCCAUGCCACAGUCUUUCUGGCGAGAUUCGAUGAUGGAGAAACCUGAUGAUGGCAGGGAUGUCGUCUGCCACGCGUCUGCCUGGGACUUCGGCGACGGCAAAGACUUCAGGAUUAAGAUGUGCACGGACAUCACGAUGGAGGACCUCAUCACCAUUCACCAUGAGAUGGGUCACAUCCAGUACUACCUGCAAUACAAAGAUCAACCUUACCUGUUUCAAUCGGGCGCUAACAGCGGUUUUCACGAAGCCAUCGGGGACACCCUGGCCAUGUCGGUCGCCACGCCUCGUCACCUACACAAGCUGCAGCUGCUGCCCAGUGCGGAUGAAGACGAAGAAACGACAAUCAACUAUUUGAUGAGCAUCGCUCUAGACAAAAUCGCGUUUCUGCCAUUUGGAUACUUGGUCGACCAAUGGCGCUGGAGAGUCUUUUCAGGGGAGACAACUCCAUCUGAGUACAAUGAUAAAUGGUGGCAACUACGGUGUAAGUAUCAGGGCGUUUCACCUCCUGUUGCCCGCUCGAGUGAGGACUUUGACCCUGGCGCCAAGUACCACGUGGCAGCGAGUGUACCUUACCUCAGGUACUUUGUGAGCGGUGUACUGCAGUUCCAGUUCUACAAGGCGCUGUGUCAGGCAGCAGGACACACAGGGCCACUGCACACCUGUGAUUUCUACGGUUCGCAAGAAGCAGGACAAGCCCUGAGCAAGAUGUUGCAGCUCGGCUCAUCGCGGCCUUGGCCAGAGGCCUUGGAGAUGCUCACUGGCACGCGCCGAAUGGACUCUGGGCCCCUGAUCGAGUAUUUCCAGCCUCUGGUUGAUUGGCUGAGCAAAGAGAAUGCCGGGUACGAGGAAGGGUGGCGGGAGGAGUGUCCACAGACGGAGCAGGAAGACGCCGGUCGCUGGCUAAAGGAAUAUGACCGGAAGUUGCAGCAGUACCGGGUGGCGGAAGUGACGUCAGAUUGGAAUUACGAAACAAACAUCACAGAGGAAACCUCCGAACGAUCGGUGAACGCUUCAACUCAGUUGGCAAUAUUUCAAAGGGAACAAGCAGCAGAGGUGCAGAGGCGAAACUGGACGAAUAUUCCUGACGCUUCCAUGCGACGUCAGUUCCAGAUGCUGACGAACAUCGGUCCCAGUGCUCUUAAGGACCAGGCCAAGGUGGAGGAGAUGGAGACGCUUCAAUCAAAAAUGGAAGGCAUCUAUGGGGCGGGGAAAGUGUGUCUGGAUUCGCCAGAUCACUGUCUUUCUCUAGAGCCAGAUUUGGAGGACAUACUCGCCAACAACCGAAGCUACGACCGUCUCUUGGCCGUCUGGAAGGGCUGGCGAGACGCGACAGGGCCGGCCAUCAAGCCCCUGUACCAACAGUUUGUUGCCCUUAGCAACGAGGGUGUCCGGGAGCUGGGUUAUGCCGACACUGGAGAGUACUGGCGGUCUUUCUACGAAUCAGAGACCUUGCAGUCAGACCUGGAAGGACUGCUGGAGCAGCUGUCGCCGCUGUACACACAGCUGCAGGCCUACGUCCGCAGCAAACUGAUGCACGUUUAUGGACCUGAAAGGUUUCCGGCCUCGGGACACAUACCUGCACACCUCUUAGGUAACAUGUGGUCUCAGGAGUGGGGAAACAUCUAUGACUUAGUGCAGCCUUACCCCAACAGGACCGCCAUUUCUGUUACUAAAGCCAUGACUGACCAGGGCUACACGGUUGAGAGAAUGUUCAGAACUGCCGAACAGUUUUUUGUCUCACUGGGACUGGAAUCCAUGCCAGAAACCUUCUGGGCAGGGUCCAUGCUGCAGAAGCCGGCUGACCGUGAUGUCGUCUGCCACGCCUCUGCCUGGGAUUUCUACGAUGGUCGAGACUUCAGGAUCAAGAUGUGUACAUACAUUACUAUGGAAGACCUGCUAACAAUCCACCAUGAGAUGGGGCACAUCGAGUAUUUCCUUCAGUACAGACACCAACCUCAAAUGUUUCGCGAUGGAGCUAAUCCAGGUUUCCACGAAGCUAUCGGAGACACCAUAUCUCUGUCGGCGGCCAGUGCUGGGCAUCUCCGGAAAAUUGGGUUGCUGGCGGAAGGAACCGAUAACUACAUGGACGAGGUCAAUUUUUUGAUGAAAAUGGCGCUGGACAAGGUGGCUUUCCUGCCCUUUGGUUACUUGAUUGACCAAUGGCGUUGGAGAGUCUUUUCAGGAGAGAUUACUCCGGAGAGCUACAACAGCAAGUGGUGGCAGUAUAGAUGCCAGUACCAGGGCGUUUCGCCGCCUGUUUCACGAAGUGAAGCGGACUUUGAUCCGGGUGCCAAAUUCCAUGUACCCGCCAACUCACCUUACAUCAGUUACUUUGUAGCCCACGUGCUCCAGUUCCAGUUCCACCAGGCCCUGUGUCAAGCGGCAGGCCACACAGGCCCGCUCCAUCAGUGCGACAUCUACAACUCGUCGGCGGCCGGUCAGAAAUUAAUGGAAAUGCUGCGACAGGGAGCCUCUGUCCCGUGGCCGGAUUUGCUGGAAAAAAUGACCGGGACUCGCCGCAUGGACGCCAGUGCACUGCUAAACUACUUCCGGCCGCUCUACGAUUGGCUGAGAGAAGCUAACAGCGGGGAGCGACUCGGGUGGACUCGGCAUUGUCCGGAAAACGAAGCGGUGAACCAGAAAACUCCGACUCCUACUCCUAAUACGACUUGUAAAAACAGUGGAGUUGCUAUGAGACAUGAUUUAAAAACUGUUUUUGUAACUGUGGUAGUGUCGCUGAUAGUAGUUUUGUUGAUGCAAAGACAUGCUUGUUGAUCAUUGUAACCAGAAAAAAAAAUUGAAACCAACGGGUCCAUUAAACAAUUCGAAACUAC